AUGAACCCAUUGUCCGUCGCAAUCCUCUUCGUAGCUGUAGCUGCCGCCAGCGCUAGCGGUCUUCUAGGAGCCGGCAUCAUCGGCGACAAAGGAGCCCUCGAAGGCGCUCUUGGAGGCCAAUGGAUUCCUGAUGUACCAGUCGAUGGCCAUGGUGCCGGAGUCAUUGGAGGCGGAAUCGUAGGUCACGGAAGUGCCAGAGGAGCCAUAGAAGGCGCUCUUGGAGGUCAAUGGAUCCCUGAUGUUCCAGCACAUAGUCCCGCCGUUGUUGCCCCAGCUAUCGGACCUGUAGGUCUUGGACUUGGUCUCGGCCAUGGUCUUGGUCUUGGUGGUCUUGGCGGUAUUGGCGGUAUUGGCGGUAUUGGCGGUAUUGGCGGUAUUGGUCUUGGUGGUGUCGGUCUUGGCGGAAUUGGUAUUGGACCUGGAAUCGCUGGCGUUGGUAUCGCUGGACACGGAGUCUCCAGAGGAGCUUUGGAAGGCGCUUUGGGAGGUCAAUGGAUCCCAGACACCGGUGUACAUCAUUAA
Psylliodes chrysocephalus is the source of this 522-nucleotide messenger RNA. The record is from the annotation of a GenBank genome assembly. NCBI's taxonomy places the organism in Eukaryota, Metazoa, Arthropoda, Insecta, Coleoptera, Chrysomelidae.